CAUCGUUAUCACCGGGGCCAUGAGCCUAUGAUACAUCCUCCACCACCGCAGUCCACGCCGAUCGCCAUGGCCGCCACCCCACCGGCGCCACCCGCUCACGGCGGCCGCAAUGGCAGCUCCCCGGCCCCGCCUUCCACGGAGUCCUUCGCCAAGUUCUUCGAAUCCUGGAUCUCCGAGCAGUCCCGCGACCUCGCCGAGCUCCGCGCCGCGGCGUCCGCGGACCCGGCCACCCCGGAGGCCGACCUCCGCCGCCUCGUCGGCCGGGUGCUGGGCCACUACGAGCACUACUACCGCACCAAGGCCGCGGCGGCGGCGGACGACGUGCUCCGCAUGUUCUCCCCGUCGUGGAUCUCCACCACCGAGAACCUCUACCUCUGGUGCGGCGGCUGGCGCCCGACCGCCGCGUUCCACCUGCUGUACACCAAGUCCGGGAUGCAGCUCGAGCACCAGCUCCCCAACUUCCUCAACGGCGGCAGCCUCGAGGGCGACCUUGGGGACCUCGGCGCCGGGCAGCUCCAGGCCGCCGACCAGCUGCAGCGCCGCACCAUCACGAGGGAACGCGAGAUCGAGGACGCCGCCGCGAGCGCACAGGAGGCGCUGGCGACGGCGAGGAUGGUGGAGCUCGCGGGCGGCGGCGGGAUGGACGCGGAGGCGAUGGAGCGGGAGAUGCAGGCGAAGGCGGACGGGAUGAAGCGCGUGCUGCAGAUGGCCGACGCGCUGCGGCUGGAGACGAUGCGCGGGGUGGUGGCGCUGCUCCGCCCCGCGCAGGCCGUACACUUCCUCCUCGCCGCCGCCGAGCUCCACCUCGCCGUGCACGACUUCGGGCGCCGCAAGGACGGGCGCGCCGGCGACGCCGCCGCGCUGCCGCCGCCACAGCCGUAGCGACGCGUGGCCGCUGGCCUGGCCGCUUGCUUGCUAACUGUUCGCUCCUCCACGGCCCAAGCGGCGCAUGGCUGCCGGUCUGGUCAGCACGAGCUGUUGGGAUAAGGCUCUGACCAGUUGUUUAUUUUGUGUUCGCGCGUGUGGUGUGCACCUGUGCCAUGUCUGAUGCCUCUGUCUCUUGGUGUUCGUAUUGUUGGGGAGCGUGGACUCUGAUCUGCCAAAUCGAACUGUUUUGUUCCAGCAGA
This is a messenger RNA of Panicum hallii, 1127 nucleotides long. RefSeq names its product protein DOG1-like 4. Lineage: Eukaryota; Viridiplantae; Streptophyta; Magnoliopsida; Poales; Poaceae. The coding region runs from base 28 to 882 and encodes 284 amino acids. The record is from RefSeq and is a predicted model, not a curated record. Gene Ontology annotation, biological process: DNA-templated transcription. Gene Ontology annotation, molecular function: sequence-specific DNA binding. The transcript has 2 exons.